Molecule: messenger RNA, 3166 nt
Organism: Amaranthus tricolor (Joseph's coat)
Lineage: Eukaryota; Viridiplantae; Streptophyta; Magnoliopsida; Caryophyllales; Amaranthaceae
Product: dynamin-related protein 3A-like
Exons: 20
Coding region: 189-2645 (818 amino acids)
Cellular component (GO): cytoplasm; membrane; microtubule
Molecular function (GO): GTP binding; GTPase activity; microtubule binding
Source: RefSeq, a predicted model, not a curated record
UAAAAAAAAUUAAGAGAAAAAAUAAUCAGCCCUCUGCCCUUUCUCUCUCCAUUUCUUCUAAUUUUCUAAAAUCUUCUUCUACUAAAUUUUGAAAACUUAAAAACAUUUCUUUCCUCAUUCAAAACCCCUCUUUCUAGGGUUUCAAUUUCAUCAAUCGAUCUUCCAUCCUCUAUCUUUCAACCUCAUCAAUGGCGGACGAUUCCAUUGCACCGCCUUCACCUUCACCAUCAAUGACGGCAGCUACAACAGCUUCGUUAGGGCAUUCAGUGAUCCCGAUAAUAAACAAGCUACAAGAUAUCGCAGCACAGCUUGGUAGCAGUCCUGCCUUUGACUUGCCGCAAGUUGCUGUCGUUGGUAGCCAAAGUAGUGGUAAAUCGAGUGUUCUUGAGGCGCUUGUUGGCCGUGAUUUCUUACCGCGAGGGUGUGAUAUUUGUACUCGUCGUCCGCUUGUACUUCAGCUGUUGCAGAUUAAGAAAGGUGAUGAGGAGUGGGGAGAGUUCUUGCAUCUGCCUGGAAAAAAGUUUUUUGAUUUCAAUGAAAUUCGGAGAGAAAUUCAGGCUGAAACUGACAGAGAGGCCGGAGAGAACAAAGGAGUAUCUGACAAGCAGAUCCGUCUUAAAAUCUUUUCACCUAAUGUUCUAGAUAUUACCUUAGUAGAUCUCCCUGGGAUAACUAAAGUUCCAGUUGGUGAUCAGCCAUCCGAUAUUGAAGCACGUAUAAGAACCAUGAUAAUGUCCUACAUCAAAAUUCCAAGCUGCUUAAUAUUAGCAGUUACUCCUGCUAAUUCUGAUUUAGCAAAUUCAGAUGCUUUGCAGAUGGCUGGAAUUGCGGAUCCUGAUGGAUAUCGAACAAUUGGGGUCAUCACAAAGCUAGACAUUAUGGACAGAGGCACUGAUGCACGGAAUUUUUUGCUUGGGAAUGUUAUACCACUACGACUUGGUUAUGUGGGAGUUGUGAAUCGUUGUCAAGAGGACAUUUUGAAGAACAGAAGCAUAAAAGACGCACUUGUGGCCGAGGAGAAAUUCUUCCGUAGUCGUCCUGUGUAUAGUGAUAUUGCAGAUCGAUGUGGUGUUCCACAGUUGGCCAAAAAAUUGAAUCAGAUUCUGGUACAACACAUCAAGUCAGUUCUCCCUGGUUUGAAAUCACAAAUAAGUGUUCAACUUGUUUCUGUAGCUAAGGAGCAUGCCAGCUAUGGAGAAAUUGUAGAAUCUAAGGCUGGUAUGGGUAGUGUCAUCUUAAAUAUCCUAUCGAAGUACUCAGAAGCUUUUGCUUCUAUGAUUGAGGGGAAGAAUGAAGAGAUGUCAACAUCUGAGUUAUCUGGUGGUGCAAGAAUUCAUUACAUAUUCCAAUCAAUUUUUGUAAAGAGUUUAGAGGAGGUGGAUCCAUGCGAGGAUUUAAGUGACGAUGACAUUCGAACAGCUAUUCAGAAUGCAACUGGUCCUAAGUCUGCAUUAUUCGUUCCAGAGGUCCCAUUUGAAGUUCUCGUUAGAAGGCAAAUUAGUCGUUUAUUAGAACCAAGUCUUCAAUGUGCAAGGUUUAUAUAUGAUGAGCUGAUAAAGAUGAGCCAUUGCUGUCUAUUUAAUGACCUGCAACGCUUUCCUAUACUCAGAAAACGAAUGGAUGAAGUUAUCAAUAGCUUCCUUCGAGAUGGCCUUCAACCUGCUGAGGCAAUGAUUGCGCAUAUUAUUGACAUGGAGUUGGAUUAUAUAAAUACUUCACAUCCUAAUUUUCUUGGUGGAGCUAAAGCUGUAGAGGUUGCUUCUCAACAUAUCAAGUCUUCAAGAACCUCUGUGUCUAUCCCAAAGCUAAAGGAUGUUGGGGAUUCUGAUAAAGCACCUGCAUCUGAAAGGACCAUCAAAAUGCGAGGUAUUCUUCCUAGAAAUGCAAAUGGAGUUGUUGCGGAACAGAGCUCUCGAUCUGCAGUAGAUGGUGAUAAACCUGCUCAGUCUGGAGGUGCAACUAACUCUAGCUGGGGGAUUUCAUCUAUAUUUGGGGUUACUGACAGCCGUAGUUCUUCCAAGGAAACCUCCAUUCACAAGUCUAUUAGUGAGCCGAUUCACAACUUGGAGCAUUCCAUUUCAAUGAUACAUUUAAAGGAGCCACCAACAAUACUAAGGCCGACAGAGACUCGUACCGAGAACGAAGCAAUUGAAAUCGCUGUUACCAAAUUGUUGUUGAAAUCAUAUUAUGAUAUUGUCAGAAAGAAUGUGGAAGAUUCAGUGCCUAAGGCUAUUAUGCACUUCUUGGUAAACCAUACAAAGCGAGAGCUGCACAAUGUCUUUAUCAAAAAGCUUUAUAGGGAAAAUCUUUUUGAUGAGAUGUUGCAGGAACCUGAUGAGGUGGCAAUGAAAAGGAAGCAAACUCGUGAUAAAUUGCGCAUUCUCAACCAGGCUUUCCGGGUGCUUGAUGAAUUGCCACUUGAGGCCGAUACAAUUGAGAAGGGGUACAGUUUGGCAAGUGAUGCUGUUGGGUUGCCGAUGAUGAACGGCCUCCCAUCAUCCAUGUACUCAACACGCAGUUAUUCAAAUGAUUCAUAUUCUGCCUCUCCUAAAACCCACAAGUCCAGAAAAUCUUCUCACUCAGGUGAACUGCAAUCGCCAUUCUAUCCCAACGGUGAUUUAAACGUGGAUAGCAUGGCUCUUUAACUGGUCUGUAUCCAACAGUUCAUAUGUAACUGGUCAGCUGAUCCUACUCAUUCCUCAGGUUUAUUCCUUUCAAUUAGUUCAUCCAUAAUUUUUUAAAUCUUUGGUGAAGUCAAAUCCAUAAGAAACAGUGUGUCAGGAACCAUUCACACCAUCUCCUCUGCAGUCAGUGUUAUUCUAAGUUGCAAAAGGGUGCCGCGGUUUAUUUGCAGAUCCUUUUAAUAUUUGGUAGUAUAUAUCUUGCAUAAUUUUAAUCGGCCAAAAUAUCAGUCUGAACUUUGAACUGGUUUUUGGUGCAUGAAAUUUUUGGUCGAUAAUUAGCACGUAGAUCUAAUAGUUACCUAUAUAGUAGAGGAAUUGUGUUACCUCUAUUCAUUUUUGCCAUGCUCAAAUAACUUGGUUUCCAUUGGAAUACGUUAAUGGGAAAGUGACUUAUUUUUAUGGGAGUGUAUAUUUUAAAAGUCCUGUAAUGAAUACAAGUACAAUAUUGCAUUCAAAUUCAAAGGAAAAUUUUAUAGUGAUAA